Molecule: messenger RNA, 2442 nt
Organism: Dioszegia hungarica
Lineage: Eukaryota; Fungi; Basidiomycota; Tremellomycetes; Tremellales; Bulleribasidiaceae
Exons: 4
Coding region: 1-2442 (813 amino acids)
Source: RefSeq, a predicted model, not a curated record
AUGGGAACGAUUCGGAUGAGGGAGAUUAUACCGCCCGAUUGGGGCGCGGGCCCUGGCGCGAGGGGGGUGGCAAUUGUCCCGCGGACAGCAGGAUGGAGAGAGGGAGAAGCAGGACCGAGUGAUUAUGCUCGGAGAGCAUGGGUAGCUGGCAAGCGGAGUAGGGAGAGGGAAAUAUGGGAAGGGGAUCUGGAGGAAGAGGAGGAACAAGGUGUGUGGUCGGGCGGUAAAGGAGAAUUACGACGAACGACACCACGGGCUCGUCGGCCCUCGCGUCGAUCCUCAAUAUCGUCAACCUCGACCUCCUCUUCAUCUCUCAACGAAGAAGAGGAUGCGGACAUACCGCCCAGACCGAUAUCGGAUCAAAGCGGAUACGGGGAUCGACCAAUAACAAUACCUAAAUCCCGCACCCGCAAUUGUCCAUCACCGACCUCCCUCCUUCCCCUCUUCUUCCUUCCCCUUCUACCCGUCGCCCUCGCCGCACCUCCUGUCUACACUCGACCUCCCUCAUCCGCCCUAUCCCGACCGACCCUACUUCCCCGCCCCACACCCAAGCGGAACCAUCUCGUCCCUCCCCCAGAUCGGCGCGAGGUGCAAUACAUCACAUCUGCGGCACCGCCGACGUCCCUACCAACUGAGCUCGUCUCGGUGGAUGAGACGCUGUUGCCGUAUAUCGUAUCCAGAGGGCCGGAUGGGCUGUAUACCAAGGUCAAUGACGGGUGGAAAUUAUAUGGUCGGCAGUCGGGGGAUAUGCCUAUCUUUGCGCCGGAUGAGCCUUCCACUACUCAGACUUGGGCGAUCGAGGAGGCAUUACCACCUGGAUGGGGUGUGCAGUCAACCCGAACAGAUUUCUACCGCGUACCACUCAUCGUCAUUGCAUCUUGUAUCAUCUCCGUCGGCAUAGUCGUCUCGAUCAUUAUUAUCGCCUUCAAGCGGAAGAAGGCACAUCGUCGAGCCAAACGUCGCGCAGAACGCCAACGCCGUAAAGCCCUCGCCGCCGCCGGACUCUCCGAGGAAGGCGUCAAUGAUAGUCGGAACGAAGCGAACCUCCGUGAAAAGCUAGACGACCUGCAGCGGCAGCAUCGCGCCAAGCGCAAAAGCGAGUCGGGGGUGGUUUCGUCCCCUUCUGCUCGAAGCAAGGUCCGGAGCUGGCGGGCUGGGAUGCUACGGCGGAGAAAGGGCAAGGGUGGAGGUGAUGGGGAUGAUGCUGGCGGUGGUGGCGCUGAGGGGAUGAUUGAGGAAAAGGAUGAGGGGGAUCUGGGACCGGUCGUACAGCGCGGAAGCGACGAGACGGAUCGGAGCACACCGACUGUUCCGUCUCAGGAGGGAGAUCAGUCCGGAUCAGAUGGGCUCGGGAGUAGGGGAAAUACCAUCUCGAGCGACGAGACGUCGGCGGUCUCGAAUCUGCCUGCGGUAUCAGAGACGGCGGAUCCCAACGCGCCAUCUACAGAUCCGGCUCAGACCACUUCUGGGGCUGGGACGACAACCACCCCAUACUUCCCUCCCGCAUACAGACCCGCCUCUGUUCGUUCCCUCGUCAUCGCCACUUCCGGUCCCAGCGCAGGCUCAUCCUCCCGUGCCCCAGCCUCAUCUCCACCUCCACUUCUUCCCGCCACCGAAAAGGUCCACGCACCAGGCUACUACCCCGCCCCAGCUACUGCCGAAGGCGAAGCUGCCCUCGCCGUCGCUUCUCGCGCAGACGGGAAAGCACGUAUGCCCGCCCCUCCUCCCGACUCCGAGGAUGAGGAGCAUACAGGCCAUGUCGCUACCGACGAUAAGCGCGUCCUGGAGCGGUUGAGGAUGGCGGGUACAGCGCCUCCUGCUCUCGGCGAAGAAGAAGGGGAAAGCGGGCCAAGCGCGCCGGGCGUAGAGGUGGAUCAGGAUGGGUUUGAGCGGAUGCCCGCCUUGCACCUGCAGGCGCCAGAGGAUGAGGCGGUCGGACAGUCAUCAUAUGUCCUGGCGUCAGCUAUCGAUCCGGCUCGUCAUCAUCCGGCAUUACCCGCCCCACCCGCCCUACGUCCCUCGUUUGGGAGGUCCUACUCUGUCGAACGGGAGGUCAGAGAGCAGCUGGAUGAGCUCAAUCUCUUACCCUCCGCUCCUCCCGGAUCGCACGGCCAGGCGAUGGGCAGUGCGCCGGUACUAGCUCACGCGGAAGAAGAGGUCGCGGCACCCUCGGCACCGCCUAUGUUGGAUGAUGGAGAGGAGGAUCUUGAGGACCACGAGGCGGAGAGACCGGGAGCCGGAGUGUCAGCGUCAGCGCCGCCAUUACCGCAGGACGGAGAGGAGGAGAGGGAGGAGGAGAUUCUACAAGCGGACGUGGCGGCGGGUGCGGAGCAGGAUGGACCGAGUGGGGCAGCGGGGCAAGCUGGGGAGGAGGAAGCAGGGAGGAGACCCAGCGAGGCGCCUAGCGAGCCUAGGGUGUUUUUGCCGAGAUAUGAGCCGUAA